Messenger RNA from Suricata suricatta (meerkat), 636 nucleotides. It is a transcript of the gene DNALI1, whose product is annotated as dynein axonemal light intermediate chain 1. Gene Ontology annotation, molecular function: dynein heavy chain binding. Lineage: Eukaryota; Metazoa; Chordata; Mammalia; Carnivora; Herpestidae. Bases 84 to 557 code for a protein of 157 amino acids. Gene Ontology annotation, cellular component: axoneme; filopodium. The transcript has 4 exons. The record is from RefSeq and is a predicted model, not a curated record.
GAGGCCCUGGAGGUUUCCAUGGAGACUGCAAACAAGGCGCACACUUAAGGGGCUGCCGCUGGACUACUACCCCUGUCACCGCCAUGAUCCCCCCUGCGGACUCUCUGCUCAAGUAUGACACCCCAGUGUUGGUGAGCCGAAACACGGAGAAGCGGAGCCCCAAAUGUGCCUUGGAAGACGAGCUGAUCCGGGAGGUCACCAUCAACUGUGCGGAGAGGGGACUACUGUUGCUGCGAGUCCGGGACGAGAUCCGCAUGACCAUCGCCGCCUACCAGACCUUGUACGAGAGCAGUGUGGCCUUUGGCAUGAGGAAGGCGCUGCAGGCCGAACAGGGGAAGUCAGACAUGGAGAGGAAAAUUACAGAAUUGGAAACGGAAAAGAGAGAUCUGGAGAGGCAAGUGAACGAGCAGAAAGCCAAAUGCGAGGCCACCGAGAAGCGGGAGAGCGAGAGGAGACAGGUGGAGGAGAAGAAGCACAACGAGGAGAUUCAGUUCCUCAAGCGGACGAAUCAGCAGCUGAAGGCCCAACUGGAAGGCAUUAUUGCACCAAAGAAGUGAUAAUUUCCAUAUGGGUCUCAGCAAGCACUGCUACCCCAUUAUAAGCCCGUUGUAAUAAAAAAGAAAGCUAGUCUCCUGA